This is a messenger RNA of Perkinsus marinus ATCC 50983, 162 nucleotides long. RefSeq lists its product as hypothetical. The record is from RefSeq and is a predicted model, not a curated record. The annotation marks the transcript as partial. Lineage: Eukaryota; Perkinsozoa; Perkinsida; Perkinsidae. The transcript has a single exon.
AUGGGUGAGAAGCCUUUAGUCGAGCGUAUGCGUCAUCUUCUUUCUCUCACAGCAAGCCUUUGUGGUUCCAAUUUCCCCGCUGAGAAGUGUGACGACUUACGUACGGUACCCGCUGCUUGUCGCCAUCUUGGCCUACUCUGGAAGAUUACUGAUGAUCGUCUG